UUUCAGUGCAUAUUUUUGGAAGCUACAAUGGUACAGUCUCCUUCUCUCUCAGGGAAGAGAUAAAGGGAGCUCCAAUCACCUUGCCAAUGUGGGAAAGGGCAGGCAGCUGGAGUGACCACUGGUUUCUCAUCACCUUACCAAUGCCAGUGCUUCAGAACCGGUUUCAGCUGGAACUCCUGGCAACCUGGGGCUGGAAUUCCCAAGCUGACAUUGCUAUUGACAACAUUACAUUUGGCCUGGACUGCAUCACUGAAGCAGGAAGACAAACGAAUCACUUUGGUGGGAAACGCCAGUACCCACGUGAGAUUGGGAUCCUGGCUGAGCAUCUCCUGAGACCCCUGGAAGAGCCCUCCCUCCCAGGGGACACAACUGUUGUUCUGUGGUGGUUCUCAACAUGUGGUGCCAGUGGUCCUCAUGGGCCAACUCAAGCUCAGUGUGACAGUGCCUACAAGAACAGCAAUGUGUCAGUGACAGUGGAGAAGGAGGGCAGGCUCCGGGGAGUGCAGGUCUGGAGAGUGCCAGCCACAAACAGAUACAGGAUUUCUGCCUAUGGAGCAGCCGGGGGGAAGGGAGCCAAAAACCACAACAAGAGGUCCCACGGGGUCUUCAUCUCAGCUACCUUCCACCUGGAGAAAGAUGAGCUGCUGUACAUCUUAGUGGGGCAGCAGGGGGAGGAUGCCUGCCCUGGGGGCAAUCCUGAAACCCAGAAGAUCUGCUUAGGGGAGUCAUCUCUCAUUGAAGAAGAUUACAAAAAAAAAAGGGACCUGAAGGAAUGGGCUGGAGGAGGUGGGGGUGGAGGAGGAGCAACCUACAUCUUUAGACAGAAGGAUGGGAUUUUCGAACCUUUGCUCAUCGCAGCAGGAGGAGGAGGAAAAGCCUACCUGAUGGCUCAGGACAACUCCCUGGAUGAGGCACCCCUGGAGCAAUUUGAGAACAGCACUGCAGUACCUGGAGUCAGUGGGAGGACUGGGGCAGCAGGUGGAGGUGGCGGCUGGCAAGAUGAGAGUCUGCUUCCUCAGGCUGGGAAGUCUCUUCUGGAAGGUGGAGAAGGAGGUCAAGCUUGUCCCCAAGCUCUAGCCAAGCUCCAGUGGACCACCUCAGGUGGUUUUGGUGGAGGAGGAGGAGCUUGUACUUCUGGGGGAGGAGGUGGAGGGUACAGAGGGGGACAUGCCUCUGAUAGUGAUGACAUCACAGCUGGUGGCCAGGAUGGCAUCUCUUUUGUGAACCCCAUAGGAGAGAUCUUCUUGCAUCCCCUGGCAGCUGUGGAGAGCCAUGGUGAGGUGGAGGUUCAGAUCUACCUUAACUGCAGCCACUGCCACUCAGACAGCUGCAAGAGGGACCCUGACACCAACCUGCCAGUGUGCCAGUGUGAGAUGGGGGCAGUGCUGGCCAACGACAACGUCACCUGCACUGUGCCCCAGGGUCCUAUACCAGAGGGACAGCUGCCUCUCCCCCUCCUCUUGGCAGUGGUGUCUGUGAUUGUGGUGCUUGGAAUGAUCCUCACUUGUGGCAGCCUGUCUAUCAUUUAUCACCUGAAGAAGCAGCAGCUGGAAGGAUCCAGAGCACGACUGCAGAGCCCAGAAUACAAACUGAGCAAAAUCCGUACGUCUGUCAUCAUGACCGAUUACAACCCCAACUACUGCUUUGCAGGCAAGGCCGCCACUCUGAGCGAGCUGAAGGAGAUCCCACGGAAGAACAUCUCUCUGCUUCGGGCACUAGGACAUGGUGCAUUUGGUGAGGUUUAUGAGGGAACUGUGGUAGGCAUUGCUGGGGACCCCAACCCUCUACAAGUGGCUAUCAAGACCCUGCCAGAAGUCUGCUCUGAGCAGGAUGAGAUGGAUUUCCUGAUGGAAGCAUUGAUUAUCAGUAAGUUCAAUCACCAAAAUAUCGUGCAGUGCAUCGGUGUCAGCCUGCAGACGCUGCCUCGCUUCAUUCUGCUGGAGCUCAUGGCUGGAGGAGACAUGAAGAGCUUUCUCCGGCAGAACCGACCCAGGAUGAAUCAACCAUCCACGCUAACAAUGCAGGACCUGCUGAAUAUAGCUAGGGACAUUGCCUGCGGCUGUAAAUAUCUGGAAGAGAAUCAUUUCAUCCACAGAGAUAUAGCUGCAAGGAAUUGCCUUUUGACCUGUACUGGAGCAGGACGAAUUGCCAAAAUUGGUGACUUUGGAAUGGCCAGGGAUAUUUACAGAGCAAGUUACUACCGCAAGGGAGGAAGAGCCAUGCUUCCUGUCAAGUGGAUGCCACCAGAAGCUUUCCUAGAGGGCAUUUUCACCUCCAAGACUGAUACCUGGUCCUUUGGAGUGCUGCUUUGGGAGAUUUUCUCUCUAGGCUACAUGCCCUACCCUUGCAAAACCAAUCAGGAAGUGCUGGAAUUUGUCACCAGUGGAGGAAGAAUGGAUCCACCAAAAAACUGUCCAGGGCCAGUGUACCGGAUCAUGACACAAUGCUGGCAGCACAGUCCAGAGUAUCGGCCAAACUUCUCUACCAUCCUGGAAAGGAUCAAGUAUUGCACACAGGACCCUGAUGUGAUCAACACUGAGCUGCCCAUGGAGUGCAGCCCCGCACCAGAGGAGGAAGGGAGUACAGUCAUGCGCCCAAACAUUUCCAGUGGGAUUGUGCCACUGCUGGUAAGCCCUUCUCUCACUCCUCAGACAACACCUAAGACACUGGAACCCCACCAUGCUGGGCACAGACUUGUACCAUGUCCACAAGAGCUACUGGUGGAGAACCUGAGCAACCGCACUGCCCGAGGGCCCAGCCUGCCAUGCCUCAGUGAUUUCAACAGUGGGUCGUGGUUCCAGCAGACCUCAAACCAGAAGCUGGAGCUCAGCAACCCAUCGGCCCACAGACUUAAAAACAAAACAAAAAAUCUUUGGAACCCAACCUAUGGAUCAUGGGUGCUAGAGAAUAUCUGUCACUUCAGCCCCAGCUCCAAGCUCAAAGCAAAUCCAGAGCGGGAAGAUUCAGGCUUUGAUGGGAAUUGCAGUUCUCCUAGCUCUCGGGCAUCUCCAGCAUCUCCAAGUCGAAAUAACUGCCCUCACCUGGAUAUCAGUGGGAUUGAACUGGUGAAACUCCAGACUUUCCCCUGUGGCAAUGUAAAUUAUGCUUAUGAUGACCUGUGCUAUAGUGCUGAGCACCAGCCAUCAGCCUUGGCAGAGGUCAGAGCAGCUGUGCUAAGGAGCUCCAGUCUGCACAGAAAUGAAAAGCCUUUUUGUAAAACAGAGAAGACAUCGAGAGAGAGAGACUCUGGUCUGUCUUUGUCAGAUGACCUGAGUGUUACUCCAGUAUAGUAGAAAUGGUUCUUCCAAAGAUCAGGGAAUGUGUGUGUCUGGAAGGACUGCUUCCUGUUUCACUUACUUGCUCCACUUUAGUUCCAUCAGAUGGAUGAUGUUUCAACAUCAGCAAUGUUCUUCUUCCUCUGUCUACCUGCCAGAUCCCAGAUUGUUACAGACACUUGCAUUUCUGUCUCUGUCCUUCAAAUGUGUUCCACUGAACCAGCUUAGAAGUGGAGAACAAUGGCAUUGUUUGUCUGAUUCAGAAUACAGUUCCUAAGGAAAGAACUCC
This is a messenger RNA of Ficedula albicollis (Collared flycatcher), 3564 nucleotides long. It is a transcript of the gene LTK, whose product is annotated as leukocyte receptor tyrosine kinase. Lineage: Eukaryota; Metazoa; Chordata; Aves; Passeriformes; Muscicapidae. The coding region runs from base 87 to 3290 and encodes 1067 amino acids. Gene Ontology annotation, molecular function: transmembrane receptor protein tyrosine kinase activity; ATP binding. The transcript is spliced from 21 exons. Gene Ontology annotation, biological process: cell surface receptor protein tyrosine kinase signaling pathway; protein phosphorylation; regulation of cell population proliferation. Gene Ontology annotation, cellular component: membrane; signaling receptor complex. The record is from RefSeq and is a predicted model, not a curated record.